Messenger RNA from Erythranthe guttata (spotted monkey flower), 5879 nucleotides. RefSeq names its product alpha/beta-Hydrolases superfamily protein. The record is from RefSeq and is a predicted model, not a curated record. NCBI's taxonomy places the organism in Eukaryota, Viridiplantae, Streptophyta, Magnoliopsida, Lamiales, Phrymaceae. Gene Ontology annotation, molecular function: short-chain carboxylesterase activity; monoacylglycerol lipase activity; metalloendopeptidase activity. Gene Ontology annotation, biological process: CAAX-box protein processing; lipid metabolic process. Gene Ontology annotation, cellular component: membrane.
UCUCCAAUCUUCCGAAGUUUCUACAGAAAAACUAACGACUUUAUACUUUAUAGAACAGAACAAUCUAGUCGAAGUCGAAUCGCAAACAACUGUACAGAACGCAACAGCAGAAGCCCGGCCACCUCCUCUCCGAUUCGGGCCCACCGGCAAUCACCGUCAUUGUAUACGAAAUUCCGAAUUUUCUCAACCGUCACACGGUGUGACUCACACCGGACCACUCAUGCAUUUGGCUUUCCGAUUCCCCCACCUACUCUCCAGAAUUCUCCACCGCACACGCUCACAGCACACUUCCCACCGCCGCCGCUGAAAAUAUGAGCCUACCUGCCGGACUCCACACUGAAUUUCUGCUCCCGCGUUCAGCUCUCCACCGGCGGACGAUCCCUUCCCGCCAGAACCAGCGCGCGUGGAAACGACGCCGUCUCAAGCCACUCACUCUCCGGAGCCACUUAAAUCCCUUCGACAGCAUCUUCCAUAGCUUACUCUCCCAAUUCUCUUCUGCGAACUCGCUCAAUCUCAUCGCCCCAACCCUCGGCCUCGCCUCCGGCCUCGCCCUAUUCUUCUCUUCUAGUUCCCCCAAAUUUCCUGCCGCGGAGCCUCCAUCAAUCGGAAAUUCAGAUACCGACAUAGGUGAGUGGAUCCUGUUCACUAGUCCCACGCCUUUUAAUCGUUUCGUGACGUUGCGCUGCCGUUCGAUUUACUUCCCCGGAAACGAAUUGUUGGAGAAUGUGAAUGAAAAGCUUGUCAAAGAGGAGAGGCAUUAUGUGAAAUUGAACAGUGGGAGAAUGAUUCAGCUUGCGGAGGGCGAUGGUGAUGUUGAUGAGAAUAUGGUGUAUCAGAGGAUUUGUAUCGACACUGAGGAUGGUGGAGUUUUGUCGUUGGAUUGGCCGGUAAAUUUGGACUUGGAGGAGGAGCGUGGGUUGGAUACGACUGUGUUGAUUGUUCCAGGAACUGCCGAGGGGAGUAAUGAGAGGAAAAUCAGGGUAUUUGUGUGCGAUUGUUUGAGGCGUGGGGUUUUUCCGGUUGUUAUGAAUCCAAGAGGAUGCGCAGGCUCACCAUUGACUACUGCACGGUUAUUUACAGCUGCUGACAGCGAUGAUAUCUCCACAGCUGUACAGCAUAUAAACAAGAAAAGGCCAUGGACAACGUUAAUGGGAGUUGGCUGGGGUUACGGUGCAAAUAUGUUGACAAAGUACUUGGCGGAAUCUGGGGAGAGAACACCUCUUACAGCUGCAACAUGCAUAGACAAUCCUUUCGACUUGGAGGAAGCCAUGAGGUCGUCAGUCUAUAAUAAUACCGAUUUUAAGCAGAGACACGUAGAUGGCUUGAUCAAGAUACUUCAGUGUAACAAGGAAUUAUUUCAAGGUCGAGGAAAGGGAUUUGAUGUUGAAAGAGCUCUAUCAGCAUCAUCUAUUUGGGAUUUUGAUACAGCAAUUUCGAUGGUGUCUCUUGGAUAUGAUACCAUUGAAGAAUUUUAUGCAAAAUCUAGCACGCGAGAUGUUGUUGGCAAAGUGAAAGUUCCUGUUCUUUUUAUACAGAAUGAUGAUGGAAAAUUUCCGUUGUUCUCUAUCCCUCGGAGUUUGAUAGCAGAGAACCCAUAUACAAGCUUACUUCUGUGUUCUUAUUCACCAUCUAGCAGGAUUAUGGAUGACAGGUUCACGUUCUCUUGGUGCCAGCACCUCACUUUGGAGUGGCUCGCAGCUGUUGAGCUUGGACUUUUAAAAGGCCGCCAUCCACUUUUGCAAGAUGUUGAUGUCACCAUAAAUCCUUCAAAAGGUUUAGCAUUGGUGGAAAGUGGAGCUUCUAGUAAUAAGGAAAGAGUUGACAAGCUCUUGAAUCUAACUAAUGGGAAUUCUACAGCUUCUCCAUUAGAGAUUUUUCAGGCAAAUGAUACCACGGGCAUCCAAUCAAGAUCUGCAAAAGAUAUAGGAGGAUUGCCUCCUAUAACAGAAGUGUUGCAAAAAGGUGACAAAAAUGUAGGGAAACAAUCUGUAGAAGAAGGAAUCAACUCUGAUAAUGAAAGAGGACAAGUGCUACAAACCGCAGAAAUGGUUGUGAAUAUGCUUGAUGUGAAUAUGCCUGGCACUCUGACAGAUGAUCAGAAGAAGAAGGUCCUUAACGCUGUGGGUCAAGGAGAGACAGUUAUGAAAGCUUUGCAAGAUGCUGUACCCGAAGAUGUUCGUGAAAAGCUUACAUCUACUGUUUCUGGAAUUUUGCAGAGUCGUGCGUCUAAUCUAAAAUUUGAUAAACUCUUGAGUCGUGGACAAACUCCUGAUGUGACAUCAGACGAAGUGCAAGAAAAAACUAGACCCGCAAAAUCAAAUAGUGAUGAAAAUGUUCACUCUUUGGACCAAACGAAGAGGACUAAUGACCCUGGAAAUGGUCGUGCUAAUGUUGAUCGUAGCUCUGACGAGGCUUCCGGGGGGGUGGAAUCAGAAAAACAUUCACCAGAAAUUUCACAGAAAUCAAACGAAACAGAUAUAGAUCAAUCGACCAGUAACCAUGUAAGUAAGACUCCUGAUCCAGAAAAGGUGAACCUGAAUGACAAGGAAAAUUCUUCUGAAAAUGAUCAAACAUCGGGGGGUAGUAUUGCCAAAAUUUCUGAUAAGGAAAAAGUGUUAAAUUUAAAUGCUGAUCAAGAGCCUGAUGGAGCUAAGGGUAUUGUUGCGGACCAAAUGAAAGUGGAAAGAGAAAGCGGUGAAGUUCGAUCAGACCAGAUGGACGAGAAAAAUAAGCAAGAAAAUGAUAUUUCAGUCGAUCAGAAUAAGAUAUCUGAAGCCCCUCACACAGGGGAAACAUCUUCAGAUCCAUCCGUGAUUCAAAAGGAAGCAGAAAACAAUCAGCGGAAGGGCGGUGAUCCCCCGAGCUUCAGCGUCUCUGAGGCAUUAGGUGCACUAACAGAAUUUGAUGAUUCCACCCAGUUUGCUGUUAAUAGUGUAUUCCAUGUGAUUGAGGACAUGAUUGAUCAGUUGGAGGUGGAUAAGGGCAAUAAAAAUGAAGUGAAAAAUCCAGAUAAUGGAAGUGAAUUAAAUGAAAUCAACGAGGUAAAGGAGAGUGACUACUCCGUAUCCAAGAAUCAGCUCAUGGAAAACAAUGAUGAAUCUUCUUGGACAAUUGAUCUGAGGAUUAAUGCUAGCACGCAGUCUGGUAAUUCGAACGGUACUACUUUGCAUGAUCCACCAGGAUCUGGCUACAAAGAAGAACCAGAGUAUUUCACACAUAGGGAACACUCUGGUAAUAGUUCUGAGAUAAACAAUACAAGGAGCCAAGUUGGGAAUGAAAAUGACAAUAGUUUUGUGCCUGCAGCUGGAGAACUUUCAGAAGGGAAUUUCUUGAAUUUUGUUCCAUAUGAAGACCCACUUUACAAAGAAUACCUCCAGAAGUAUCUUGAUUUGAAGAUCAGAAAUGAAAAACUUGCAGAUAUGGCUAAAAUGCCAUCUUCGUAUUUUGAAUACGUUCCAGAAGAAGGCCGGUGGAAGCUUUUAGAAAGGAAGGAAGAUAAUACUGCUUCUGCGGAUGAUGAUGCAACUCGUGAAGGUGGUUUUACAGAACACCAGGCCGACACACAGCCAAGAUCUGAGGAUGCUGAUAGAAUCAUUGAACCCACUUAUGCAAUAUUGGAUUCUGGUAAAGCACAGCACCAAACUGAAGAACUUACGGAAAUGAGCAAUGUCAAUGAAAAUACUGAAUUUCGUGAGAUCGAAUUCACAGACUCGAUGCAUUUCAUCAAAAAUCUGAUAAUAGAAUGUUUAAAUGUCGAAGUUGGUCGUAGAAACAGUGUGGCCGACGUGGAAGAAUUGGACUUCGAACUUGCCAGAGAAACAGAGUAUGUUGCAAAUGCUGUAUCCAUGGCAGCAGUGCAUGGAGUAAAUGACAAUCUGCUGGAAAAUCCUGGGACCCUUGAUGGAGAUAAUAUAAUAAAAGCUAUUUCUUCUGCUGUUCAGAAUACCCAAUAUCUAAGAAGAGUAUUACCUGUUGGUGUUGUUGUGGGUGCUAGCUUAGUUUCCCUGAGAAAGUUCUAUGAUGUUGCUGUAUUGGAUGGUAAUGACGAAAAUAAUUUGGCCCGUGAUCAUGUUGAUAAAUCGACAGAGAAACUUGUUCAAGUUAGUGAAAAGGAGAGUGAUGAAAGGGUCUUAAAGAAAACAGAGGAUAAAGAUUAUCUCGCCAGUUCAGUCUGUGAAGAGGAGGAGGACAAUAUUGUUCUCGGAAAUUCUAAUAACAAUGGAGUUAUGGUUGGUGCUGUUACAGCUGCUCUGGGUGCAUCUGCUUUAUUUGCGCAUCAAUCGAAUACUGAAACUGGCGGAACUUUGGGUGAGCCCUUGAAAGAAAAAGAAACCAGCAAAGUGCCCUCGAAGGUUGAUGAAAUGUCUGAGAAAACCGAGAACAAUAUAGUCACAAGCCUUGCAGAGAAAGCAAUGUCUGUUGCUAGUCCCGUGGUGCCUACAAAGGAAGAUGGAGAAGUCGAUCAGGAAAGGUUGGUUGCAAUGCUUGCAGAACUGGGACAGAAGGGGGGGAUUUUGAAACUUGUUGGCAAAGUUGCUUUACUUUGGGGUGGAAUACGUGGUGCUAUGAGUUUAACUGACAAGCUCAUAUCGUUUCUUCGCAUCGCUGAACGUCCAUUGGUCCAGAGGAUCCUUUGCUUCAUUUUACUGGUCCUUCUUCUAUGGUCACCUGUUGUGCUUCCAUUGCUCCCAACACUAAUACAAAACUGGGCAACACAUAGCCCCUUUAAAAUUGCUGAGUGUGCUUGCAUUGCUGGCCUUUAUGCCUCCGUCAUGGCUAUGAUUACAUUGUGGGGCAAAAGAGUUCGCAAGUACGAUGAUCCUCUAGUGCAAUAUGGGCUGGAUUUGACUUCAGUUCCAAAGAAUUUUCUGAAGGGCCUGGUUGGAGGAGGAGUCCUUGUUAUUACGAUACACGCUGUGAAUUCCUCACUCGGCUGUGCCCAUCUACAUUGGCCAACUACUCUGUCUACAUCAUCUGCAGAACCUGUAGUAGCAUUAAUUAAAUCGUACGGGAAGAUGCUUAUGCUAAUUGCUCAAGGAAUCGUCACAGCAGCCGGUAUUUCCGCUGUGGAGGAAGUGCUAUUCAGGUCAUGGUUGCCUCAAGAGAUCGCUUCUGACUUUGGGUAUCAUUAUGGAUUAGUUCUCUCCGGACUAAUAUUUGCUUUAUCUCAAAGGUCAAUGCGGGAAAUUCCGGGGCUAUGGUUAUUAUCUCUAAGCUUAUCUGGAGCUCGACAUAGAAACGGCGGAAGUCUGUCACUACCAAUUGGAAUUCGGGCUGGGAUACUUUCGUCCAGUUUCGUCUUGAAAACGGGUGGAUUUUUGACCUAUCAGACAAACAUUCCUCCAUGGAUUACCGGAGGCCACCCUUUUCAGCCAUUUAGCGGAGUGGUUGGUCUCGUCUUUUCUUUGGUUUUGGCAGUUGUUCUCUAUCCUAGACAGCCACUUCAUAAGAAAAAGCCAAUCAGAGUCAUCAGAGGGUAAUAUGUUUUAUUCUUGAUUCACGCACAAGCUGUUUUCGAUAUGUUCUCCGAUUUUGAACCGGUGAGAAAAAUGGAGCUGAAUAUAUCGUGCCUCGGUUGGACUUUGCCGAUAUAUUAACACAGGCAACGACGACCAAAGAGGAGAGAGAAGAAAUACUUGAAGAAAAACACAGUUAAAAUGCAGUUGUUCUAUUGUUCGGCUAGGAUACUCGUAGAACUCUAAAUGCUGCCCACUUUAAGUAGGAAAUAUAUACGCAAUAAAGUGAUACUAUGUAUAGGAAAGUGUUAAUGCUCUCAGUUGUAGAUGUAGCUGUUUAUAAAUCUCUGGCUCCAGUUUCUGUAUUCUAUUAUACACUCGUCGGGAAUUACGAGUGAAAUUACACGCAACUUGCCAAGAAAG